Messenger RNA from Eruca vesicaria subsp. sativa (arugula), 231 nucleotides. NCBI's taxonomy places the organism in Eukaryota, Viridiplantae, Streptophyta, Magnoliopsida, Brassicales, Brassicaceae. The record is from the annotation of a GenBank genome assembly.
AUGGAGAAGAAGGUGGCUUUGGUAUUAUCAUUGAUGUUGCUUGUGUCUAUGGUGUCAGUGUUGGUUUCUGCUGAGGAAGCACCAACGGUUGGACAAAGGAUAGAUACAGCUGUGAACGACGUUACCAAGUUCUUCAAUGAACAUGCCGGUCCUGCCGUGGACACCAUCUCCUCCACUGCCAAAUCUGUCUUUAACUGGUUUGGUGAUAAAGCUAAGGAAUGGGGCCUCUAA